Messenger RNA from Prunus armeniaca (apricot), 1206 nucleotides. The record is from the annotation of a GenBank genome assembly. NCBI's taxonomy places the organism in Eukaryota, Viridiplantae, Streptophyta, Magnoliopsida, Rosales, Rosaceae.
AUGUCUUUGAAGAGUAUAUUUCAAGAUAUGAAAGGUGAGUUUGGGAGCAUUUCUAGGAAAAGCUUUGAUGUGAAAUUUGGUAUAAGAUCAAGGUCUCAACGGGUGGUUCAGGAUACCACCUCAUUUCGAGUUGAUGCUUUGAAGCAGAGUUGUUGGGCUAACAUGCCGCCGGAGCUUUUGAGGGAUGUGUUGAUGAGAAUAGAGGCAUCUGAUGAUACAUGGCCUCCGCGGAAAAAUGUAGUUUCUUGUGCUGGUGUUUGCAAGAAUUGGAGAGAAAUCAUGAAAGAGAUUGUGAAAUCCCCAGAAGUUUCGGGCAAGCUGACAUUCCCAAUCUCUUUGAAGCAGCCUGGUCAAAGGGGAUCCCUUCUUCAGUGUUAUAUAAAACGGAGUCGUAGCAACCAGACAUAUUAUCUUUUUCUGGGUUUAAAUCAAGCCUCAACUGAUGAUGGGAAGUUCCUUCUUGCUGCAAAAAAGUGUAGACGCCCAACCUGCACAGACUACAUCAUCUCUGUAAAUGCUGAGGAUGUGUCAAAAGGGAACAGUGGCUUUGUCGGAAAGCUCAGAUCAAAUUUUCUGGGCACUAAGUUCACAAUCUAUGAUGCGCAACCUACUAAUACUGGAGCCAAAGUCACUAAAUGUCGUUCAACCAGGCUUGUAAAUAUGAAACAAGUCUCCCCCAGGGUUCCUGCUGGCAACUACCCUGUGGCCCACAUUGCUUAUGAGUUGAACGUCUUGGGUUCCAGAGGUCCGAGGAGAAUGCAGUGUGUAAUGGAUGCCAUCCCUGCCCGUGCUGUUGAGCCAGGAGGUGUGGCACCCACACAGACUGAAUUUCUGCAUAGCAACCCAGAUAGUUUUCCAUCCCUCCCUUUUUUCAGAUCAACAUCAACCCGGAUGGAGAAUUUCGAGUCUGGCGAGAAUGGAGGUAUGCUGGUAUUGAGGAACAAGGCACCUAGGUGGCAUGAACAACUCCAGUGCUGGUGUCUCAACUUCAAUGGACGAGUAACAGUUGCUUCCGUCAAGAAUUUUCAGCUUGUUGCUUCCCCAGAGAACGGAGUUGCUGCUGGCCAGGAGCAUGAGAAUGUCAUCCUCCAGUUUGGAAAAGUGGGCAAGGAUGUAUUCACCAUGGAUUAUCAGUAUCCAAUCUCAGCCUUUCAGGCAUUUGCAAUUUGUCUGAGCAGCUUUGACACCAAGAUUGCUUGUGAAUGA